CUGCGUGCACAAACGGAUGCAGUGAGGAGAAUGUUAGUUAGAUAAGUUAAAAAAAAUUGUGAAAAAUAGUGCUUUACAAUCGGCACACGGGUGCACACGAACCGUUCCCCACCGUGCCGUUCAAUUCGCUUGCCACGCAUUUACGCAGCACAUUUCGCGGGUCCUUCGUGUGAACGGUGGCUUCGAGGGUGAAUUCGUGGCACUUUUCUCUCCGCGAUCCGUGAUCCAUCCUAGCAAGCCACAAACCCUAUGCUGCUGUUGCUGCUGCUCUCGUUCGACCGUUUUGUGACCACCACCGUGUUUCGUGUCCAGGAAGAUUCGUAGAGAUCAUUUGUUAACCCGCAACCCACGGCCUGUGAAAUGUCUUCCCCGUUUAGCUCAUCGUCGGAGUACAACAGUGCGCUAGAUACGACGCUCAACUCCACGCUCGACUCGAGCAAACUGGACAACUCGGACAAUGAGAGCGAAGAUGUAAGCCUUCUCACCAGCGACUGGAACGAUACGCUCCGUGCACGGCAGAGCAAAAAUGUGAAAGAUUCCACCCGUCAGCUCCUGGACAGUCUGCGUAACAAUAACCUGAACCAGCCACAGUCACAGCAGACAGCCGGAAGUGGAAGCAUCGGGGAUGGUAGCAGUAACAACAACGCGAGCAACACUACCCUGAACACUACGGCCAGCACGUUAAGCCUCGAUCUGAGUGCCUCCGAUACGGCGAACAAUGUGACCCUUUCGUUCGUCAGCUCCUCGGAGGAAGAGGACACCGAACCACCGGCAGGUGUGAAACCGCGCCCGAGUCCAGCGGACGGCGUUAGCAUCAACAUGUCCCAGUCCUCGGACACAUCCGACACGGUGACGACGGCUGGUGGAGAGCGGGAUUCUCGGGAUACGACGGCCAACGUGUCGCUGAUACCGAUCGAGAGCACCACCAGCGGCGGUGGCGGCGAUCCAUUGAUUCCCGUGUACGGGUCACUGGAGGAGUUUGACCGGCAUCUGCCCGAGACGGUCACCAUACUGACGAGCCCGGACGGUGCCAAGGUGUAUCUGGUCGGGACGGCACAUUUCAGCGAAAGCUCGCAGCGGGACGUGUCGCUGGUGAUGCGGAACGUGCAACCGAACGUGGUCAUGCUGGAGCUGUGCCCGUCGCGCGUCCACAUACUGCGCCACGACGAGCAGACACUGCUGGAGGAGGCGAAAAAUAUGAACCUGGCCAAAAUGCGCACCAUCAUCCAGACGAACGGGUCGAUCAACGGGCUGUUCUACAUUCUGCUGCUGAGCAUGAACGCAAAGUUUACGAAAAAACUAGGCAUGGCACCGGGCGGUGAGUUCCGGUGUGCCGUCCGGGAGGCGCAACGCAUUCCGAACUGCGUCAUCCAGCUCGGUGACCGGCAGAUCAAGGUGACGCUGCAGCGUGCCCUGCGCGGACUGUCGGUGUGGCAGACGAUCAAGCUGAUCCCGAAGCUCCUGUUCAUGGACGACAUCACACCGGAGGAGGUGGAGCAGUGCAAGAAGAAGGAUCUGCUCGAGGAGAUCAUGCUCGAGAUGGCGGAAGAGUUCCCGGCGUUCGGGCGCGUAUUCAUCGAGGAGCGUGAUCUCUACCUCUGCCACUCGCUGCAGAUGGCCGCGAUGCCGAUCCGGCAUGCCGACGGCACGCUGGAACCGGUCCGUGUGGUGGCCGUCGUUGGCAUCGGACACGCGGCCGGUAUUGCCAAACACUGGGGAAAGGUGAGCGCGGAAAGUAUCCACGCGAUCGCACACAUUCCGCCGGCCAGCUUUGGCCACCGCGUGCUCAAGUACACCGUCAAGUACGGAAUGCUCGGACUGGCCGCUUACGGUGUUUUCCGGUUUGCGAGGGCACGAUUCGCGUGAUCGUAAUCCCCGGAUCAUGCGGCUGUACAGUGGAACGAGCGAGAAUAGAUCAAAAU
Anopheles aquasalis is the source of this 1922-nucleotide messenger RNA. Its product is annotated as traB domain-containing protein. The record is from RefSeq and is a predicted model, not a curated record. Lineage: Eukaryota; Metazoa; Arthropoda; Insecta; Diptera; Culicidae.